Messenger RNA from Cladophialophora psammophila CBS 110553, 1575 nucleotides. Its product is annotated as 3-hydroxyphenylacetate 6-hydroxylase. The record is from RefSeq and is a predicted model, not a curated record. Gene Ontology annotation, molecular function: oxidoreductase activity, acting on paired donors, with incorporation or reduction of molecular oxygen; monooxygenase activity; heme binding. Bases 1 to 1575 code for a protein of 524 amino acids. NCBI's taxonomy places the organism in Eukaryota, Fungi, Ascomycota, Eurotiomycetes, Chaetothyriales, Herpotrichiellaceae. The transcript is spliced from 4 exons.
AUGGCGUCAAGCCAUUGGGACGCUUUCCAAAGCCAGUCGACCCGUCAGAUUGCUCUCUUUGGCAUUCUCAUCGUAACAUCUGUCACGUUCAUCAUUUAUGAGCUUGUCAGAUGGAAUUCCAGAAUACCAAAGUUCUCAGGGCCUGUUGGAUUACCGAUCGUAGGCAAUCUGUGGCAGCUGCGCGGAAAGGAUAUUCCAGAGCAAUAUAGGGUAUGGUCAAGAAAGUAUGGGGCUGUGUAUCAGGUCCAGCUUGGGAGCAUUCCUGUCCUCGUCAUUAACAGUGCAGCGGCUGCGAAAGCAAUAUUGAUCCAGAAUUCGCAAGCGACAGCGUCGAGACCAGAAUUCUACACAUUCCACAAGAUUAUCGCCAGUACAUCCGGCACAACCCUGGGCACCACUCCAUACACGAAUUCUCUGAGAAAACGGCGUAAGGUGGUUAGUGCGGCCCUCAACCGCCCCGCUGUCGAGAGUUACAUUCCGCAUCUCGAUAUCGAGACGCGAUUCUUCUUAGCGGAGGCACUCAAGUAUGGUCAAUCAGGCGGUAGAGCAAUUGAUCCAAUGCCUCUUUUCCUGCGCUUGAACCUCAGUCUGGGCCUCACACUGCACUGGGGUGAUCGCAUGGGAUCACAGUCAGAGGUGUUCCAAGAAAUCGUGUACGUCGAGGACCUAAUCAGCAACUUUCGCAGCACCACGGGGAAUUUGCAAGACUAUGUCCCACUUUUGAGGUUGAACCCAUUCAACUCCAGCUCGGCUAUCGCCGCCGAUAUGAGGACCCGCAGGGACAAGUAUAUCGCUGCCCUUGACCGAGCAUUGGAUGAGAAGAUGAAGAAGGGCGAGCACAAGCCCUGCAUCAGGGCCAAUGUGAAACUCGACCAGGAGACGAAGCUGGACGAGAUGGAGCUGGGCAGUUUGAACCUGACAAUGCUUACUGCGGGGCUGGACACUAUGAAUGGAGCAGUCGGCUGGGGCAUCGCUAUGUUGGCUACGAUGCCCGAGAUUCAGAAGAAGGCGCAGGAAGCAAUCAUGUCAACGUAUGGAGAUGACGCACCGCUAUGCGACGCUUACGACCGGCAAUCGUGUGACUAUCUUUUCAUGAUGAUUAAAGAGAUUGUGCGGUACUACGCGGUCACUCGUCUUGCAUUGCCCCGGCGAUCCAUCGCCGACUUCACUUAUGAAGGCAAACUUGUCCCGAAGGGGACGAUCCUCUUUCUGAAUGCAUGGGCUUGUAACAUGGAUCCUGCUGUCUGGGAUGAUCCCGAAGUCUUUCGCCCCGAACGCUGGCGGGAACAGCCUGACGCACCGCUCUUCACUUUUGGUGUGGGGCAUCGAAUGUGUAUCGGAACGCAGCUAGCCUACCGAGAACUGUACCUCUUGUUCUUGCGCCUUCUCAACAGCUACGAGAUUCGCCCACAAGGACCAAUCGAGUCUCACCCAAUUCGCGGCGUUGCAAAUCGGAACUCCUUGGUGAUGUUGCCCAAGAGCUAUAAGGUCAGGUUCAUUCCCAGGAAUGAAAAUGCGUUACAGAAUGCGCUGGUGGAAGAACUGGGACAAGUUGUAUUGGAUGGCAAGGUUUGA